Pygocentrus nattereri (red-bellied piranha) is the source of this 2556-nucleotide messenger RNA. RefSeq names its product extracellular calcium-sensing receptor-like. Gene Ontology annotation, molecular function: G protein-coupled receptor activity. The coding region runs from base 1 to 2556 and encodes 851 amino acids. The record is from RefSeq and is a predicted model, not a curated record. Lineage: Eukaryota; Metazoa; Chordata; Actinopteri; Characiformes; Serrasalmidae. The transcript is spliced from 6 exons. Gene Ontology annotation, biological process: G protein-coupled receptor signaling pathway. Gene Ontology annotation, cellular component: membrane.
AUGGAGUCUAUCUUUACUCUUUUGCAUGUGGUAAUGGCCAUCAUUAAUUUUUACAGUACAAACGGGACUUUCUGUAACCUGCAAGGAGAAGCGGUAUACCCAACAAUUUCUAAGGAUGGUGAUAUUAUAGUUGGAGCAAUUCUCCCAAUCCACCAGACUUGGAAAAUCACAGACGUAUCCUACACAGACAAGCCUUCAGCCCUGGAUUGCAUGAACAUUGAUUUUAGAGACAUGCAGUUAUCACAGUCCUUGAUUUUUGCAACAGAAGAGAUCAACAACAGCUCUUCUUUACUCCCGGGUGUUUCACUGGGCUACAAGAUUUAUGACACAUGCAGUUCCACCACUAUGGGAGUGAGAGUGGCUAUGGCACUUAUUAAUGGAAAUGAGAACUCAGCCUUGAAUGAGCAAUGUACAAAGCCAGCACAAGUGCUAGCCAUAAUUGGUGAGACCCAGUCAUCAGUGUCAAUGACAAUUGCAAAGAGUGUCGGACCUUUCAGCAUUCCCUUAAUUAGUCCAUAUUCCACCUGUGAAUGUCUCAGUGACAAAAGGACAUACCCCUCAUUUUUGCGCACUAUUCCCAGUGAUUAUUACCAGAGCAGAGCACUGGCAGAGAUGGUCAAGCAUUUUGGCUGGACAUGGGUGGGCGCAUUAAGAAGAGAUGAUGACUAUGGUAACAGUGGGAUGGCUGCAUUUACUGAAGCUGCAGAACAGCUGGGUAUUUGCUUAGAAUAUUCCAUGUCAUAUUUUAGAACUUACUCACAAGAAAAAGUGCUGAGAAUAAUCCAGCAGAUCAAAAGCUCUACUUCUCGAGUGAUUGUGGCAUUUGUCACUCAUUUAGACUUUGAGAUUUUGCUGGAUGUAUUUUAUGAGCACAACAUUACUGGAUACCAGUGGGUUGGAACUGAAUCUUGGAUCUCUGAUUCUACUGUAGCCAGACUGGAUAAGCACAAAAUACUGCAAGGAGCCAUCGGGCUAGCAAUACCCAAUACAACAGUGACGGGUCUGAAGGAAUUCAUUCUGGAUAUAAAUCCACUGAAAUCCACAGGCAGUACCAUUUUUACUGAAUUCUGGGAAGCUUUGUUUAAGUGCAAAUAUACAGUGCAGAAUGACUCCGAAGACACAACAGUGUGUACAGGAAAGGAGAAACUGUCUGAAACUGACAAUGAAUACACAGACAUGACCCUGAUGCCUUUUUUCUGUAAUGUGUAUAAGGGUGUGUAUGCUGUUGCCCAUACCCUACAUGACCUACUUGGCUGCAAGCAGACAUGUCCUACAAAGAAGCAGCCUGACCCUCUCACUUUUCUAGAACAUCUGAAAAGGGUGCGCUUCAAAACAAAAGAUGGUGAAGAGGUUUAUUUUGAUAAAAAUGGUGACCCUGUGGCGAAAUAUGAAAUAAUAAAUUUGCAAACUGUUGAAGAUCACCAUGAGUUUGUCAUGGUUGGAAUUUACGACUCUUCUUUCCCUGCUCACAAUCGAUUAUCAGUGAAAAUGGCCUCUGUUGUGUGGGCACAAAAUAAAGAUCAGGUGCCGGUGUCUGUGUGCAGUGAGAGCUGCCCUCCAGGCACCAGGAAGGCUGUGCAGAAAGGAAAGCCUAUCUGCUGCUUUGACUGUAUACCAUGUGCUGAAGGAGAGAUCAGCAAUAUGACAGACUCCAUUAAAUGUGAACAAUGCUACCAAGACUUCUGGUCAAAUCCACACAGAAAUGAAUGUGUAAAGAAGGAAAUUGAAUUCUUGUCAUAUGACGAAACUAUGGGAAUUUUGCUAACGGCUGUUUCUAUCACUGGAACAUUUAUAACAAUAAUAAUAGCAAUUAUAUUCUUCAGAUACAAAAAUACACCAAUAGUCAAAGCGAACAACUCAGAGCUGAGUUUCUUAUUACUCUUCUCACUGGCUCUGUGUUUCCUUUGUUCACUUACUUUCAUUGGUCGGCCCUCUGAGUGGUCCUGUGUAUUACGUCACACAGUGUUUGGGAUCACCUUCGUCCUCUGCAUCUCCUGUGUUCUGGGGAAAACAAUAGUGGUGUUAAUGGCCUUCAGAGCUACACUUCCAGGCAGUAAUGUUAUGAAAUGGUUUGGGCCUCCACAGCAGAGACUCAGUGUUCUUGCUUUCACUUUCAUACAGGUCUUUAUUUGUGUACUUUGGUUAACAACAUCCCCUCCUUUCCCCUUCAAAAAUCUAAACUACUACAAGGAAAAGAUCAUUCUAGAAUGUCAGUUAGGUUCUGCAGUAGGUUUCUGGGCUGUGCUGGGUUAUAUUGGACUUUUGGCUCUACUGUGUUUUGUUUUAGCUUUUCUGGCUCGGAAGCUGCCUGAUAAGUUUAAUGAAGCCAAGUUCAUCACAUUCAGCAUGCUCAUAUUCUGUGCAGUUUGGAUCACUUUCAUCCCAGCUUAUGUCAGCUCUCCUGGAAAGUUCACUGUAGCUGUGGAGAUAUUUGCCAUUUUGGCUUCAAGCUUUGGUUUGUUAUCCUGCAUUUUUCUUCCAAAGUUUUACAUAAUCAUAAUGAAACCAGAAAAGAACACUAAAAAGCAACUUAUGAGUAAAGUGCCAGUUAAGUGA